AUGGCUAAUUACAAAGCCACGAGAGUCAUUCCAAAGGAGUUUAAUUGGAGUCAAAGGAAAAAAUUCUUGCACGAUGCACGCUUCAAUGUGUGGGAUGAUCCUCAUUUGUUCAAGGCAGGAGUGGAUAAUUUAUUAAGGAGAUGCGUCACAAAGGAGGAAGCACGAAGCAUUCUUUGGUAUUGCCACAGUUCACCCAAUGGCAGUCACCACAAUGGGGAUAGAACAGCAGCAAAAGUGGAAGCCAUAGCCACGCCGAAGGACGAUGCCAGGGUAGUGAUCAAAUUUAUGAAGAAGAACAUCUUUUCCCGUUUCGGAGUCCCACGAGUCUUGAUUAGUGAUGGGGGAACGCACUUCUGCAACAAUCAGUUGAAGAAAGUCCUGGAGCACUAUAAUGUCCAACACAAGGUGGCCACACCUUAUCACCCUCAGACGAAUGGCCAAGCAGAAAUUUCUAACAGGGAGCUCAAGCAAAUCCUGGAGAAGACAGUUGCAUCAUCAAGAAAGGAUUGGGCCUUGAAGCUCGAUGACACUCUCUGGGCCAAUAGGAGAGCGUUCAAGACUCCCAUCGGCUUAUCACCAUUUCAGCUAGUGUAUGGGAAGUCAUGUCAUUUACCAGUGGAGCUGGAGCACAAAGCAUAUUGGGCUCUCAAGUUGCUCAACUUUGACAACAACGCAUGCGGGGAAAAGAGGAAGCUACAGCUGCUGGAAUUAGAAGAGAUGAGACUGAAUGCCUACGUGUCAUCCAUAAUUUAUAAGCAAAAGAUGAAGGCAUAUCAUGAUAAGAAGCUACAGAGGAAAGAAUUCCAUCCAGGGCAGUAG
Glycine soja is the source of this 819-nucleotide messenger RNA. RefSeq lists its product as uncharacterized. NCBI's taxonomy places the organism in Eukaryota, Viridiplantae, Streptophyta, Magnoliopsida, Fabales, Fabaceae. Gene Ontology annotation, biological process: DNA integration. Gene Ontology annotation, molecular function: nucleic acid binding. The transcript is spliced from 2 exons. The record is from RefSeq and is a predicted model, not a curated record. The coding region runs from base 1 to 819 and encodes 272 amino acids.